Messenger RNA from Nezara viridula (southern green stink bug), 1356 nucleotides. The record is from the annotation of a GenBank genome assembly. Lineage: Eukaryota; Metazoa; Arthropoda; Insecta; Hemiptera; Pentatomidae.
CGCACGAAGGUUAUUAGAAACCACGAGACUGGACUGAUUAACUAAGGGUGUUUAACUAUGUGCGUUUGAAUUAAAAAAUAAUUAAUUACUUACAGUUUAUUAUCGAGACAUCAGUUAAUUUAAAGAAAAAUCCACCAUGGAACUCGUUGAAAACAAAGAAAACUUAGAAAUAGGUGCUGGUGAUUGCAUCCAGUUAAAAAAGAAUAUUUUACUUGAACUCAAAACUGAUUCAAUUGAAGAAUAUGGGCCAAAUUUAAAACUCUUGCCUUCCAAUGAUCAAGUGAGAGAAUUACAAACUAUUCUUAGGGACAGGAACACUACUAGAAGUGAUUUCAAAUUUUAUGCCGAUAGACUUAUAAGACUUGUAAUUGAGGAGAGUCUUAAUCAGUUACCUUUUUCAAAAUGUACCAUCACUACUCCAACCGGGGCACAAUAUAAUGGUUUGAGAUAUGAACGUGGGAACUGUGGAGUGAGCAUUGUUCGAAGUGGUGAAGCCAUGGAGCAGGGUUUGAGAGACUGUUGUCGUUCUAUCAGAAUAGGUAAAAUUCUGGUAGAAUCAGAUGCUGAAACUCAUGAGGCUAGAGUAGUUUAUGCCAGAUUUCCAGAAGAUAUUGCUACAAGAAAAGUUCUCCUGAUGUACCCAAUUAUGAGUACAGGAAAUACUGUUAUAAAAGCUGUGAAUGUCUUAAAAGAACACCAUGUUUUGGAAGAAAACAUAAUUUUAUCUAACUUGUUUUGCACUCCAUUUGCUGCAAAAGCUAUUGUUCAAACAUUUCCUCAGAUGACUAUAUUGACUUCUGAACUUCAUCAUGUUGCACCUAAUCAUUUUGGCCAGAAAUAUUUUGGAACUGACUGAAAUUUUAAACAUUCUGUCCAGUGCUGCAUUGCAUUAUGUACCAAAAGAAGAAUAUUGGUAUGAUAGUUGUGUGAUGCCAGUUUUAUAUUUUUAAUCCAGUAUUUUUACAGGCUACAUAUUUGAGUGUGUUAUAAAUUUGUAUUUAGUGUUAUGUAAGUGUUCCUCUAUUUUUAUCCCUGAUAGGGUUUUUUGCUUUGAAAAUUCAAAAAGGCUAUUUGAAGCCACAUAUUAUAUGCGUCCAUGCGUUGGAGUCAUGAUAUGCAUUGUGGACGAAUAAUGUAAUGAUUGUUUAUAUCUAAACAAAAAAAAAUUGUUACUUGCCAUUCAAAUUGAGUUCUCAAUAUGUGCUUCUUGGUUUUACAAAUUAAGAAUUUAUUUAAAUAUUUAGUGAAUUAAUUUAAGAAACAGCGGUGUGGUUUUUAGUAAAAAUGGUGACGUUCCUACUGAAAACUUUCAUUUAAUCUGUGAUAUUUUUUUUUUGCUCUUCAAGUGAGCUACCA